CGAAAAUAUAUCGAUUUCCUUGUGUACCACAUGAAAUUAACUCCAAAUCUUCUUUUUCGUCCUUCACUCCUCAAAAUGGCACUUCAUCCUCCACCAAAUAACGCCAAACUCAUUUUCGCACCCGCCAACGACAAAACCAAUGCUCAAGCAGAUCAAUUCGUAAAAGGCGCACUCGAUCGUAAAGAUCUCGAUUCCAAUCCUCUUACACAAUUUCAUUCCUGGUUUUCUCACGCACAAAAAAAUGGUGUUUACCAUCCAGAAACCGUUUGUCUAUCAACUGCCAGUUUACCUUCCGGUCGCGUAUCAGCACGUAUGGUAUACUUGAAAGAAUUAGAUGCAAAAGGAGGAUUUGUUAUAUAUAGCAAUUGGGGCACAAGUAGAAAGGCGAAAGAUAUUGCCGAAAAUAAAUGGGCAAGUCUCACAUUUUGGUGGCAAGAAUUGGAGAGACAAGUUAGAGUUGAGGGAAAGGUAGAGAGGUUACCUGAUGAGGAAAGUCAGGUUUAUUAUGAUUUGAGGGCGAGGGGUAGUAGGAUUGGUGCUUGGGCUAGUCCGCAGAGUCAGGUUUUGAAGGGGAGAGAGGAAUUGGAGGAGAGAGUUAAGGAGGUUGAGAAGAGAUUCGAGGGUCAGGAAAAGAUACCAGUACCGGAAUUUUGGGGAGGGUUAAGAAUCGUACCGGAAAUGGUAGAAUUCUGGCAAGGGAGAGAUAGUAGGUUACAUGAUCGAUUUCAAUAUGAGAAAAAAGAGGAUGGAGAAUGGGAUAUUCAAAGGUUGAGUCCAUGA
Messenger RNA from Botrytis fragariae, 780 nucleotides. RefSeq names its product putative pyridoxamine 5 -phosphate oxidase protein. The transcript has 2 exons. Bases 31 to 780 code for a protein of 249 amino acids. The record is from RefSeq and is a predicted model, not a curated record. Gene Ontology annotation, molecular function: FMN binding; pyridoxamine phosphate oxidase activity. Gene Ontology annotation, biological process: pyridoxine biosynthetic process. NCBI's taxonomy places the organism in Eukaryota, Fungi, Ascomycota, Leotiomycetes, Helotiales, Sclerotiniaceae.